AUGGAGUCUCCAGCGCAAAAGGGAGUCUACAGCACUCGGUGUUCCCAGGCGGUCACCCAUCCAAGUACUAACCGAGCCCGACGUUGCUUAACUUCAGUGAUCGGACGAGAACUGGUGCUUUCAACGUGGUAUGGCCGUAGACAUUAUAUAGAAAUUUUUCUGACGGGUCUUUCUCGCAAAACAGGGGAAAAUACCAGCAAAAUGGAGUCUCCAGCGCAAAAGGGAGUCUACAGCACUCGGUGUUCCCAGGCGGUCACCCAUCCAAGUACUAAGCGAGCCCGACGUUGCUUAACUUCAAUGAUCGGACGAGAACUGGUGCUUUCAACGUGGUAUGGCCGUAGACAUUAUAUAGAAAUAUUUCUGGCGGGUCUUUCUCGCAAAACAGGGGAAAAUACCAGCAAAAUGGAGUCUACAGCACUCGGUGUUCCCAGGCGGUCACCCAUCCAAGUACUAACCGAGCCCGACGUUGCUUAA
Lottia gigantea (owl limpet) is the source of this 474-nucleotide messenger RNA. RefSeq lists its product as hypothetical. The coding region runs from base 1 to 474 and encodes 157 amino acids. Lineage: Eukaryota; Metazoa; Mollusca; Gastropoda; Lottiidae. The record is from RefSeq and is a predicted model, not a curated record. The transcript has a single exon.